AUGAUACUCCUUCGUGGCCUAUAUGUCGUAUGGGCAUUUCUAGUUGUUUCCUCGAUCAAUGCUGAGGAAUUCACCCCUAAAGUAACCAGGAUCUCCUCUGAAAAUUCCGGAAAAAUAUUACUCUUUGAUGAUUCCAGCACAUUUAUCAGGAGAGAAGGGGGUUCAGUGAGGAUAAGUUUUGAUGUAGGGGAAAGUUGGGAAAAAGUGAAAGGAAUUGAAGAGGAUAUUGCAGAUUUGAUUAUUGACCCCUUUCGUAGACAUGAAAGAGCUAUUGCCUACGUAGCCGGAGUGCCAAAAUUAUACAUCACCGAUGAUCAAGGUAAAUCGUGGAGGCCUAUAACAAUAGAUGUUUCUAGUGAACAUACUUCAUGUGGUGGUUGUUAUGUAAAAACUUAUCCUAUGAAAAAAGAGUAUUUUAUAGCGUUUUGUGAUAGAUAUAGAAAACAAUUGAAUGUGAUGAAUACUACAGAGGAAAACGUACCUCAUUUGGUGGAUAUUACAGAGGAAAUCUACAUAACCAAUGAUGGUGGGGAUUCCUUUUUUAACGUUAAAUCUUCCGUAGGAAUGAACGAAGAUAGACAUUUGAGGGAUUCCCGCUGUGACUUCAUUAAGUCUAGCGAAUAUUCUGAUUUGGAUGAUAACGAUGCUCCGGUACUCUGUCUCUUCCAGAGUUGGGAAAAGGAAAACGGUUUUACUAUUAGUAGCUCGCAGUUGGUUUUGAGCACCGACUGGGGUAAAUCAUGGAAAGAAUUUGAUCAAUUUAAGGACAAAAUGGUUCGUUCAUACGAGAUACUAAAGUCUCAUGUGUUCGUCUUAACACAGAAUGAUAGGUAUAAUAUGAUGUCGUCUAUGGAGAUUUGGGUAUCCCGAGAUUUGUCUACCUUUCAAAUGGCGCACUUACCCACCCAAGCAAGAUAUAUUAACGUGGCAGAGAGGUACGGAGACUCUAUGGGAAGAAUAAUUUUGACUAUAUUCAAAGAAAGUAGCAAUACAAAAGAAGCAGGAUCGCUAACCUCAGAAGUUUUAAUAUCAGAUUCUCAAGGCUUAAAAUUUUCCCCCAUUAAAUGGACACCAAACGAAAGGUUGGGAAAUAUAGAUUUCUACAAUCCUGGUUUCUUGAAAGGGACAAUGUUCUCUUCGUUUCAAGCUUCAUUUGAACGUUUUGGCAAAGGAAAAAAUAAAGAAACCGUAGGUAAGCAGGAAACCAAAAUCUCGAUUGAUAACGGUCUCACAUGGUCCAAUUUAAAGGUUGUUGAUCCAGAAAAUGCGGACUUGUUUGAAUGUGAUAUUACUGAUCCCGAGAGAUGCUCACUUCACCCUUCUUUUUACCGUUUUUGGGGCUUGGAACCUACUGUCGGGAUCGUAAUGGCAGGUGCUGUCGUUAGCGAUGGCAAUGUACUCGAUUGGAAAGUUCCUGCUACUUUUAUUUCCAGAGAUGGUGGCUUAAGUUGGAAGUUAGCUCGGAAUUCAACUGGCUUAUUUGCUACUGGUAAUUUGGGUAAUGUUAUUGUACAUAUUCCGUACUCAUCGGAUAGAAAGGACGGCUCUAAAUUUGAAUUUCACUAUUCUUUAGACCAAGGAAAAACAUGGAUUGAAAACCAGCUAGACACGGAUUUCCUCCCAUAUACAUUGAUUAACGCAACGCCAGAUGGAUCUGGAACAAAAUUCAUCAUAUAUGGGGUUGCCGAAAUUCCCAGGCACAGUUCAGGAAAUCCUUCUGGAUAUGUCAUUUAUAUAAUUGAUUUUUCAGCAGCCUUUGAUCACAAAUCGUGCGAAGAAAAGGAUUAUGAAGAUUGGAAUUUGGCUGAAGGGAAGUGUCUUGAUGGUGUUAAGUACAAAUAUAUGAGGAGGAAACAGGAUGCCCGCUGUCUAGUAAAUAAAACGUUUGAAGAUUCACUGUUACAUGAAACACCUUGUAACAGUUGUGCUCCAUCUGACUACGAAUGCUCAUUUGAAUUUGGUAGGGACGCAAAUGGGCAGUGCAUACCAGAUUAUAAUUUGAUUGUUCUUUCUGAUAUAUGUGAUAACUCAAAGGGGAAAACUGUAUCAGUAGAGCCACUGCAAUUAAUUAAAGGUGAUAAAUGUAAAACACCAAUGAAAAUUGAACCUGUGGACAUCCCGUGUGACGGAAUUCCGAAGAAGGGCUCAAAUAGUAAGGAGAUAGUGGCUACCGAAAACAAAUUUGACUUCAAAGUUCAAUUUUAUCAAUAUUUUGACACAAUUGCGGAUGAAUCACUGGUCAUAGUAGACGCAAGAGGAGAUGCUUAUGUAUCUCAUGAUGGUGGACAGACAAUGAGAAAGUUUGACGCUAGCGGUGAAACAAUUGUCGAAGUUGUUUUCAAUCCAUACUUCAAUUCGUCAGCCUAUCUAUUUGGCUCUAAAGGUAGCAUUUUUUCCACCCACGAUAGAGGAUAUUCUUUUAUGAUUGUUAAAUUACCUGAAUCCAGGCAAUUAGGUAUGCCAUUAGACUUUAACGCUAAAGAUCAGAAUAUGUUUAUUUAUUAUGGUGGCAACGAUUGUGAACCAUUAAGUCCAGAAUGUCAUGCCGUAGCAUACCUCACCAAAGAUGGUGGCGAAACGUUUACUGAAAUGCUAGAUAAUGCAAUUCAUUGUGAGUUCGCGGGCUCACUUUUCAAAUAUCCUUCUAAUAAGGAUGCGAUCAUGUGCCAAGUGAAGGAAAAAUCUUCACAAACACGAAGUUUGGUUUCUUCAGCAGAUUUUUUUCACAACGAUAAAAGAACUGUAUUUGAAAACAUCAUUGACUACUUGUCCACUGGCGGCUAUAUUAUUAUUGCAGUCCCAGGGAAUAACGAUGAAUUGAGGGCAUAUGUGACUAUUGAUGGUGCAGAAUUUGCCGAGGCCAAAUUCCCGUAUGAUGAAGAUGCUGGAAAACAGGAGGCAUUCACUGUUUUAGAAUCUGAAAGAGGGUCGGUAUUUUUGCAUUUAGCAACAAAUUUAGAGCAAGGAUGCGAGUUUGGUAAUCUUUUGAAGUCCAACUCAAACGGUACUUUUUUUGUCACCUUGGAACAUACUGUUAACAGAAAUACGCGUGGCUAUGUAGAUUUUGAAAAAAUUCAAGGUUUAGAGGGUGUUAUUCUCAUUAAUGUUGUUUCCAACAGUGAAAAUGUUUUUGAGAAUAACGAAGUCAAAAAAUUGAAGACAAAGAUCACCUUCAAUGAAGGAUCGGAUUGGACCUAUUUGAAGCCUCCCAAGAAGGACUCGGAAGGGAAUAAAUUCUCUUGCAAUUCCAAAUCACUAGAUGAAUGCUCACUGCACUUGCAUAGUUACACCGAACGUAAGGAUAUUAGAGACACAUACUCUUCUGGUUCCGCGUUAGGGAUGAUGUUUGGUGUAGGAAACGUUGGAGAGAGUCUUCUGCCGUAUAAAGAAUGCUCCACUUUCUUCACCGCUGAUGGAGGGGAGACCUGGGCUGAAGUCAAGAAGGGCCCCCACCAAUGGGAAUAUGGUGACCAUGGUGGGAUCUUAGUUUUGGUACCUGAAAGCAUAGAAACUGAUUCAAUUUCUUACUCCACUAAUUCUGGUAAAACAUGGAAGGACUAUAAAUUCUGCGAUGAUAAAGUUUUGGUGAAGGACAUAACCACCGUUCCCCGAGAUUCUGCCUUGAGGUUUUUGCUAUUUGGAGAAGCGAAAAAUAUGGGAAGUGGUUCAUUUAGGACAUACACAAUCGAUUUUAGAAAUCUCUUCGAGAGGCAAUGUUAUUUCGACAUUGCCGGUAAAAAGGGUUCAGAUUAUAAAUAUUCUCUUUUGGGUUCUCAAACUAAUUGCCUUUUUGGCCAUCGAACCGAAUUUUUACACAAAACUGAUGAAAAAUGUUUCAUUGGGAAUGUUCCUCUUUCUGAAUUUUCAAGAAAUAUCAAAAACUGUUCCUGUACAAGACAGGACUUUGAGUGUGAUUAUAAUUAUCAUAAAACCCAUGAUGGUGUUUGUAGAUUAGUCAGUGGCUUGAGCCCAGCCAAUGCUGCCGAUAUUUGUAAGAAGGAACCAGAUUUAAUAGAGUACUUUAAAUCUUCUGGUUAUAGAAAGAUCCCUCUAUCAACCUGUAAAGGUGGCCUGAGGUUGGAUACCCGUUCAUCACCACACCCUUGCCCAGGAAAAGUAAAGGAGUUUAAAGAAAAAUACUCUGUAAAUGCUGGUGCCUACGCGUUUGUAUUCAUUGCAAUUCUCCUAGUCAUUUUAUUUACCGCAUGGUUUAUAUACAAUAAGGGUAUUAGGAGAAACGGAGGGUUUGCAAGAUUUGGAGAAAUUAGAUUAAAUGAUGAUGGAUUGAUAGAAAACAACAAUACCGAUAGAGUUGUCAACAACAUUGUGAGAUCAGGAUUAUGCCUUUUUUCAAUUAUCACUUCUAUGUACCAACGCACAAAGGCAGGUGUAGGGAAGGCUAUUUGGAAAAUAAGGGGAAGAUUUGCCAGCAAAGCAGGACCGAGCUAUUUAUCGCUACUUCAUGGUCAAUUUUCCAAUGAAGCAGACAGGCUAACUACUGGUCCUGAUGGAGACGCCAGCGGCCCAGCUAGUGUUGCUAACCGCGGUAACGAUUCCGAAAUUGAAGUAGGAGAAGCCUCAACGUCAGAGCAAGGCCACACGUCAUCUACCAUUCAGUCUGCGCCAGGCGAUAUUCCUGAUGCAUUAUCAGCACACGGUGAAGAAGAAACUCACAACCUUGACUCGGCAACUUCACCCGGUGGAGACGAGUAG
Messenger RNA from Saccharomyces kudriavzevii IFO 1802, 4713 nucleotides. RefSeq lists its product as uncharacterized. Lineage: Eukaryota; Fungi; Ascomycota; Saccharomycetes; Saccharomycetales; Saccharomycetaceae. The record is from RefSeq and is a predicted model, not a curated record. Gene Ontology annotation, cellular component: membrane; Golgi apparatus. Gene Ontology annotation, biological process: protein targeting to vacuole; Golgi to endosome transport; Golgi to vacuole transport. Bases 1 to 4713 code for a protein of 1570 amino acids. The transcript has a single exon. Gene Ontology annotation, molecular function: protein binding.